Molecule: messenger RNA, 3669 nt
Organism: Torulaspora globosa
Lineage: Eukaryota; Fungi; Ascomycota; Saccharomycetes; Saccharomycetales; Saccharomycetaceae
Gene: RPB2
Product: DNA-directed RNA polymerase II subunit RPB2
Exons: 1
Coding region: 1-3669 (1222 amino acids)
Biological process (GO): DNA-templated transcription
Cellular component (GO): RNA polymerase II, core complex
Molecular function (GO): ribonucleoside binding; DNA-directed RNA polymerase activity; DNA binding
Source: RefSeq, a predicted model, not a curated record
AUGUCCGCUGGAGACGAAGAUUACUACAACGAAGAUCCCUACGGGUACGAAGAUGAAAACUCGCCGAUCACCGCUGAGGACUCCUGGGCAGUAAUAUCUGCAUUCUUUCGGGAGAAAGGUUUGGUUUCGCAGCAGUUGGACUCCUUCAAUCAGUUUGUGGAUUACACUUUGCAGGAUAUCAUCUCGGAAGAUUCGACUUUGAUCCUAGAACAGUUGGCACAGCAUACUACAGAGUCUGAUAACAUCAGUAGAAAAUAUGAAAUCAGUUUCGGGAAGAUUUACGUGACAAAACCGAUGGUUAAUGAGUCUGACGGUGUCACUCACGCGUUGUAUCCUCAGGAAGCACGUCUGCGUAACUUGACUUAUUCGUCCGGGUUGUUCGUUGACGUUAAGAAGAGAACACACGAAGCUGUGGAUAUCCCUGGAAGAGAAUUGAAGUAUGAACUGAUUGCCGAGGAAUCAGAGGAUGAUAACGAAAGCGGCAAAGUAUUUAUCGGUCGUUUACCCAUCAUGCUGAGGUCCAAAAAUUGUUACCUGAGCGACGCCACUGAAUCCGACCUGUACAAGCUUAAAGAAUGUCCCUUUGAUAUGGGUGGUUAUUUCAUUAUCAACGGUUCUGAAAAAGUUUUAAUCGCCCAAGAGCGUUCGGCAGGUAACAUUGUGCAAGUUUUCAAAAAGGCGGCGCCUUCACCUAUUUCACAUGUCGCAGAGAUCAGAUCGGCGCUCGAGAAGGGCUCCAGAUUCAUCAGUACUUUGCAAGUUAAGCUCUACGGUCGUGAAGGAAGUUCGGCACGCACCAUCAAGGCGACACUUCCGUACAUCAAACAAGACAUUCCCAUUGUUAUCAUCUUUAGGGCUUUGGGCAUUAUACCCGAUGGUGAAAUUCUCGAGCACAUCUGCUACGAUGUCAAUGAUUGGCAGAUGCUGGAAAUGUUGAAGCCGUGUGUUGAAGAUGGUUUCGUUAUUCAGGAUCGUGAAACUGCACUGGAUUUCAUUGGCCGUCGUGGUACAGCCUUAGGCAUUAAGAAGGAAAAGAGAAUCCAAUACGCAAGAGAUAUAUUACAGAAGGAGUUUCUACCGCAUAUCACUCAAUUGGAAGGUUUCGAAAGUAGGAAGGCCUUCUUCCUCGGUUAUAUGAUCAAUCGUUUAUUGCUUUGUGCAUUAGAUCGUAAGGAUCAAGAUGAUCGUGACCACUUCGGUAAGAAAAGAUUGGAUCUGGCUGGUCCAUUGUUAGCCCAACUUUUCAAGACUCUUUUCAGGAAACUGACGAAGGAUAUUUUCCGUUACAUGCAAAGAACCGUCGAAGAAGCUAAGGACUUCAAUAUGAAGUUAGCUAUCAACGCAAAGACAAUAACGUCGGGUUUGAAGUAUGCUUUAGCAACAGGUAACUGGGGUGAACAAAAGAAGGCGAUGUCUUCUAGAGCAGGUGUCUCUCAAGUGUUGAAUCGUUAUACUUACUCAUCGACUCUUUCUCACUUAAGAAGAACAAAUACCCCUAUUGGUAGGGAUGGGAAACUAGCAAAACCUCGUCAACUACAUAAUACUCACUGGGGGUUGGUCUGUCCCGCUGAGACACCGGAAGGUCAAGCUUGUGGCUUAGUCAAGAACUUAUCUUUGAUGUCCUGCAUCUCGGUCGGUACAGAUCCAAUGCCAAUCAUCACCUUUUUAAGUGAAUGGGGUAUGGAGCCGUUAGAGGAUUAUGUUCCUCAUCAAUCUCCAGACGCUACCAGAGUUUUCGUGAAUGGUGUUUGGCAUGGUGUUCACAGAAACCCAGCAAGAUUAAUGGAGACUCUGCGGACCUUGAGGCGGAAAGGUGAUAUCAAUCCAGAAGUCUCAAUGGUCAGAGAUAUCCGUGAAAAAGAGCUGAAGAUUUUUACCGAUGCUGGUAGAGUGUAUAGACCUCUAUUCAUUGUGGAGGACGAUGAAGCCCUUGGUCAGAAGGAGCUAAAGGUUAGGAAGGGCCAUAUCGCGAAGUUAAUGGCGACUGAAUAUCAAGAUAUCGAGGGUGGUUUCGAAGAUUCAGAGGAAUACACUUGGUCAUCAUUAAUCAACGAAGGCUUAGUUGAGUACAUUGAUGCUGAAGAAGAGGAGACAAUCUUGAUCUCUAUGCAACCCGAGGAUUUAGAGCCUGUUCAAGAGACUCCAGAGUUCGAUGAAGACGACGAUUUGGCUAGACGUAUUAGAGCUACUCAACAUGCGACGACAUUCACACAUUGUGAGAUCCAUCCUUCAAUGAUCCUUGGUGUUGCAGCGUCAAUUAUUCCUUUCCCUGAUCAUAAUCAAUCCCCACGUAAUACCUAUCAAUCUGCUAUGGGUAAGCAAGCCAUGGGUGUCUUCUUGACCAAUUAUAAUGUUCGUAUGGAUACGAUGGCGAACAUUUUAUAUUAUCCACAAAAGCCUCUAGGGACAACUCGUGCUAUGGAAUACCUGAAGUUCAGAGAAUUACCGGCCGGUCAAAAUGCUAUUGUAGCCAUCGCAUGCUAUUCUGGUUAUAAUCAAGAAGAUUCCAUGAUCAUGAACCAAUCAUCCAUCGAUCGCGGCCUCUUCAGAUCUCUCUUCUUCCGAUCUUACAUGGACCAGGAGAAGAAGUACGGUAUGUCCAUUACGGAGACCUUUGAGAAGCCACAACGUACCAACACCUUAAGAAUGAAGCACGGUACUUAUGACAAGUUGGAUGACGAUGGGUUAAUAGCGCCCGGUGUCAGAGUGUCCGGUGAAGACAUCAUCAUCGGUAAGACCACUCCUAUCUCCCCCGAUGAAGAAGAAUUGGGUCAGAGAACUGCAUAUCAUUCGAAGCGUGAUGCUUCGACACCUUUGAGAAGUACUGAAAAUGGUAUUGUUGAUCAAGUUUUGAUUACAACCAAUCAAGAUGGUCUUAAGUUCGUCAAAGUACGUGUCAGAACCACUAAAAUUCCUCAAAUUGGUGAUAAGUUCGCAUCGCGUCAUGGUCAGAAAGGUACUAUUGGUAUCACUUACGGAAGGGAGGACAUGCCCUUCACCGCAGAAGGCAUUGUCCCUGAUUUGAUCAUCAACCCUCACGCUAUUCCUUCUCGUAUGACAGUUGCGCACUUGAUCGAGUGUUUGCUGAGUAAGGUCGCAGCACUGUCUGGUAAUGAAGGUGAUGCAUCACCAUUCACAGAUAUCACAGUGGAAGGUAUAUCAAAGCUUCUGCGCGAGCACGGUUACCAAUCUCGUGGCUUUGAGGUCAUGUAUAAUGGUCACACCGGUAAGAAACUAAUGGCUCAAAUUUUCUUCGGACCAACGUAUUACCAACGUCUGAGACAUAUGGUCGAUGACAAGAUCCACGCAAGAGCUCGUGGACCAAUGCAAGUCUUGACGAGACAGCCAGUGGAAGGUAGAUCCAGAGACGGUGGUUUGAGAUUCGGCGAAAUGGAACGUGACUGUAUGAUAGCGCAUGGUGCUGCAGCCUUCUUGAAGGAAAGACUAAUGGAGGCUUCAGACGCAUUUAGGGUACAUAUCUGCGGCAUUUGUGGGUUAAUGAGUGUCAUCGCCAAAUUGAACCAUAAUCAGUUUGAGUGUAGGGGCUGUGACAACAAGAUCGACAUCUAUCAAAUUCAAAUUCCUUACGCGGCGAAACUGCUCUUCCAGGAGCUAAUGGCCAUGAACAUCACUCCUCGUUUGUACACUGAUAGAUCAAAAGAUUUUUAA